This is a messenger RNA of Mytilus trossulus (common blue mussel), 6803 nucleotides long. Its product is annotated as alpha-1,6-mannosyl-glycoprotein 2-beta-N-acetylglucosaminyltransferase-like. Gene Ontology annotation, molecular function: alpha-1,6-mannosylglycoprotein 2-beta-N-acetylglucosaminyltransferase activity. NCBI's taxonomy places the organism in Eukaryota, Metazoa, Mollusca, Bivalvia, Mytilida, Mytilidae. The record is from RefSeq and is a predicted model, not a curated record. The transcript has 9 exons. Gene Ontology annotation, biological process: oligosaccharide biosynthetic process; protein N-linked glycosylation. Bases 476 to 1888 code for a protein of 470 amino acids. Gene Ontology annotation, cellular component: Golgi membrane; Golgi stack.
GUAGUGGGUGUUAGUCCCUGUAUACAGGUGGUUUUUUGCUGGAGGUUACUGUUCAAAUUGUCAGGAUUGAAAUUGCAUUUUGUAUAUUUAUUCACAAAACCUGAUGGAAAAAGAGAAAUUAUAAAGUUUUGUACCAUGGAUAAUUAUUGGCCAUGAAAAUUAAAAAAGAGAUGGCAGCAGCUAUUGUAGCAUGUAGGAUAUAUAUCACUUGAAGAUAAAAUGACAGUUUUAAUACGUAACUUUCAAGACAUGAUGAUGGUGUAAUGUAUCAAAGACAGUCCCAGAAAAUUAACUGUGAUCAUUUUCCUUAACAUCAGGAAAUGUUGAAAUAUUAAAUAAAUCUGUGAUAUAGAGAUAUCUGUGUUGAGAUAUCAGAUUGGAGGUAUAUUUGUGGAGAUAUCUGUUUCGAGAUAUAGACAUCAGUAUAAAGGGCACUGUGAUAUUUUGCUUAUACACAUAUCAAAUCUUCGACGUAAUGCCAACAUUAACAUCACCUUUAGACAUGAGAUUUCGUCCUGUGAGACUUAUUAGAUCUCUGUUUAUGAUAGUUUUAAUACUAUUUGUGUUUCUAAAUCUUCACGUGUUGAUGAACUUUGAACCUAACAAUUCCGAUGCCUAUGAUCGAACUUUAUUAUAUAAGUUGCGUCACAGUAACAAUUUAAAGGCUCAUGUCCAAACUGACCGAUCUCAGCUGCAGGACUCAGACGGUCCUGAGAACAGUUCUAAAGUAGAAGUAUUAAUACUGCCCAAUCAGUACAAUCAAACAUUCGUUUCACGACACAAUAUACCAGAACAUAACUUAACUCAAAUAAAAUUAGAAAUUGACCGUCGAAAUGCGGAACAAUAUGUCCACAAUCUUCAAAAAUAUGGUCUGAGCUUAGGACCAGAAAGUGUUGUGAUAGUUGUACAAGUACAUGAUAGAGCAAACUAUUUAAAAAUUUUAUUAGACUCUUUACGGAAAGUGAAAGGAAUUGAGAAGACGUUACUAAUCUUCAGUCAUGAUGUUUUUUCCGAGCAGCUGAAUUCCAUUGUAGAAACAAUUGACUUUUGUCCAGUAAUGCAGAUAUUUUUCCCUGUCUCAGCUCAACUUCAUCCCAAAGAGUUCCCUGGUGAACACCCUAAUGAUUGUCCCCGAAAUGUCAAAAAAGAUCAAGCUUUAAAAAUAAAAUGUAACAACGCAAACCAUCCAGACAAGUAUGGUCAUUAUAGAGAAGCCAAAUACUGCCAAACAAAACAUCAUUGGUUCUGGAAAUUAUUCCAUGUAUUUGACCAGCUGACCGUGAUGAAGAACUACACAGGUCUGGUGUUAUUAUUGGAGGAAGAUUAUUAUGUAGCACCAGAUGUAAUAACAAUAUUACAGAUGAUGAAUCAUUUAAAGAAAAAAGAUUGUAAAGAUUGUAGAAUGCUUACUGCUGGGAACUACGAUAAAACACAAAGUUAUUCAAUAAAUUCAGGAAAGGUUGAACUGGGACAUUGGAUAUCAUCAAGACAUAAUAUGGGGAUGGCAUUUACUAGAGAUCUGUGGAAGGAUAUUAAAAAAUGUACUUCAGAGUUUUGUAACUUUGAUGAUUAUAAUUGGGACUGGACAUUACAACAUUUAAGUAUGAAGUGUAUCCCAGAUAAAGUCAAAGUUAUGAAGAUGAAGGCCACCAGAGUCUUUCAUAUCGGGGAAUGUGGUGUUCAUCACAAAGGGAAGAAUUGUCAGCCAGACAAUAAAAAGAAACAGAUAGAAACUCAGUUACAGUCUAAUAAACAGCAUUUAUUUCCCAACGUUCUGUCAGUGGGAGGACAAUCAAAGUUCAAAUUACGUGACCCCAAACCUAAUGGUGGCUGGGGUGACAAGAGGGAUAGAGAAUUAUGUUUAAGUUUUGCCAAAGGUCAAGGUUAACACAUCAUUAUUUGUAGACUCAUUUUACAAGGAUAUUUUGUUAUCAUCGUCAUGUAACAUUAUUUGGGGUACAAAAUCAUUUAUUCAUUUUAUUGCUUAAAAAGAAAUUUUGCUAGAUGACAUUUAAUAACUGUGUAUACUUUGAAAAGGACACUUAUAACACAGGUCACCAUGCUACUUUCUUUGGGUUGGUUGAUGAGUUUAAUUUUCUUGAUAUUCUUUUAAAAAGGGUGAAAUUUAAAAAAAAAAAGAAGAAAGGGGCUCAAUUGAAAAAUUGAAAAUAAAUCAUAUUUAUAAAUUAUUUCCAUAGGAAAAUAUACCAAAAAGAAAUUGAAUUUACAUAACAUAGCAGUUUUGUGUAGUUGAUGAUAUUAUUCUUAAUGUAUGUGUACAGAUUUGUAACAUCAAUGACAACGAAAUAAGAACAAGUUUUUUUCACAUGUUUUAAAUUGCACUAUUUGUUAUUAAGCAUUUUCAUAUUUAUAAAAUCCUUUCUCUUACUGUACUUUAAACAAAUAUGAAAGGAAGAAUCUUGUUUUUGUGUCUCAAAUAUUUAUUUUUGUCCAUUAGUGAUAGGGAAGGUUAAGGUUUAAGACGUGAAUUGUCUCAUAUAUAUGUAAAUCAGUGUAUGUGUUACAUGUAUUUUUAUUCUUAAAAGUUCACAUUUAGAUGUAGUAAUAUAGUAACAGUUCAUACUAUUGUUUUUGGCAGAAUGAUGCAAUGAAAAAGUUAAUUAUAUUAUAUAACAUUUAAUAUAUGAUCCAACAGUAGUUAGACAUUAAUUUUCUUUCAAGCUAUAGACAUCAUAGUGAAUAGGUUCACACUUUGACUAACUAGGAGAUUUACAGAUGAUAUUAACAUUAGCACCGAUAACACGAAUAAAGGGUUGUACAACAGAUUUUAAUUUUAAGUCUUAGAGAAAACUUUCUAUGCUGUCCUUUAAGCAUUAGUUUGAAUUUAAAGAUUGCUAUGUUUCAGUUAAUUUUGAUAUUUUUUAAGUUCAAUCUAGUUAUUUGGAAAUGACAUUGGAUGUUAAGGGUAUAUAUAAAGUUGUGCCAAACAAGAUAACACAAAGAAUUGUCAAUUCUGCAUUGUUUCAAUGUGAAAAUAGAUUAUUUAGAUUGAAUGUAAUUAUUUUCUCACUCUUGGUAUUUUAACCUUGUGUUCCAAAUGCAUUGGACUAUGUUUUAAAUGUUGUAAGAUGUUUGGCCCAGCCCUUAAUUUUAAAGUUUUUUGUAUAAUGAGAAAAGAUACUCAGCAUUAAGAUUUCUGUUUUUUUUUUUAUUGACACUGAAACACUUGUCAUUCAUUUACUACUGAUUUUUUUUCAACAGAAAUGGAUGAUGAUAAAGGCAAUUAAUCAAUUUAACAAAAAAAAACAAAGUCAGAUCAAAUCUACCUUUUAAUCAAUAAGAUUUCUUCUUUAACGGGAGCAAGAAUAAAAAAGGGGUUUAAGAGGAAUAGAGUUAGAUUCAUGCAAAAAUUGCAGUACUUAUAGAAAAAACAUAUCUUUUGUUUUCAAAGUUUGGACCAUAUGCAAUUACAUUAAUGACUUCGCAGAAAAAAAUAACAUUUAUAUAUGUUCAAUUAUCUUUUAUUAGUCUAAAAAUAUUGUUCAAAAAGAAAUGUUUUUAUAUAGUUUAAAUUUUAGUGUACUUUAAUUUAGCCAUUGCAUUGCUAGAAAUAGUUUAUUUUUGGUGAUACUGGCUACUGCUUUAAAUUUCAUGUUAAAAAAAGUACAUUUGAGUGAAAUUUUAUGCUAGAAAAUGUGAGCAAAAAUAAAUAUUAAUGUUAACUGUAUUAAUUAGGCAUAGCUUUAUUUAAUCUUUCUUAAUAGAUGCCUUAAAUUAGAAAUGGCUUUAAAUUAGAAAUAAUGUUCGAUAAAGAUAUUUGUAAAUAAUUAAAUUAUUUUACACUUUUUUACAAUACUGAUUUAAAAGUUAAAAUUAAAAGCUUUAAAAUUGAAAUCAAAUUGACAUUAAUUUACCCUUUUAGAAGUUUUCAUUAAAAAGUCUUAGUAUCUUCAUUAAAUAAAUAUAAAUAAUGAUAUUAGUUUUGUCUGAUCAUUUACUCUUUAUCACUGAGUUUGAAUCUCAUUUUAAUAAGCUGUGAAAAGUUGUCAAAAUUUUAAUGAUAAGGUAUCUUUAAAAAAUAUGUUAUUUUAGAAGUUAUAACAGAGUUGUCCCCCUUAGCUCAUGCAUUUAUUAAUUCUGGGUAUUGGAUGUGCCAAAAUCUAGUCAGGAAUUCUCAUCUUUUAAUGAUAUCAGUUCUAAAGGUAAUGUCUGCAGCAUAAAGAUUACAUGUUCAAAAACAAUAAAGUUUAUUUUCCUGUUCAACUUAAGGAAACUUUGUUGAUUAUUUUCCUACCUAAAAUAUAAAUGAUGAGUACCGGUAUUAGUUGUAUUGUAAUUAUAAAUGUGUCUGUGAUUAUUUUUGUGAAGGUAAUUAGACCUUAAGAUUGGUCACAUCCUAUAUACUUGCAACCUUUGAAAAGUCCCUCUCAAAGGGUAGACAACCCUUCUUUUAAGGACAAUUGUAUUAUAUUUUAAAACAGGAUUAUGAAACUAACCUUUAAAUGAGGUCAUUUAUAUUUUAUGCCCCAAAAAAUGAAUCUUUUCAAUGAUCUGUAACAGUUCUUUUAAAUAUGAUGUUAUCAAGCUUGAUGAGCUUUAAUUGAAAAUAGUGGAAAGAAAGAAAAUUUGACAACAUAAUUAAACUUUGACCAAUUAAGUAAUGAGAUCAAGAUCACCAUACUUUGAUUAUAAAAAAGUAAUCAAUAUAUUGAGGAAAACAAUAAAUAGAAUGAGAGUUAUAACAUAUUUUUUUUUAAAGUAUUGAGGCAUUUUGUAUCAUUAGUUACACAUUUAAAUGUCAUUCAUAUUUUAUUUCACUGGUUUUUUUUUUAGAUUUUACAUUUAUUACCACUAUGUUAAACAUAUCAAUACCUGAAAUCUCUAGAAUGUCACAAACAUAUACUUCAAGGUAAAAUUACUAAGACAAUAAAUACAUGACUAGCUUUUGGUGAAUUGAGAUGAACCUAUUAUUAACAUCUCAUUUUCACUGUAAUUAGUAUAAAACAUUGAAUUACAUUGAAUUAUUAUAGAAAUAUUAAGAUGUUCACAAUAUAAAAUUAUGUUCGAAAACACUACUGCUACAUGUUCUAUAUGGAACUUAUAUUAACUUGUAUAUUCUAGAUUUUCCCCAUUAUUAUCCGAUUGUAUAUUUAAAUUCAGUAUUUCACUGGUCCCUUGUUAUUGAUGAGCUAAUAGUUAGGGAUCAAAUUUUGAAAAAAAUAUUAGUUAAACCUGUAUUUACUGUAUUAUUUGAUUUAUAUGCUUGAAGAUAUAUAUUUAGAUAGGUUCCAAUCAUAAACUCACAACACAAAAUUUUACUAUACAACCAUUUGAGUGGCCUUGAGCAAGCAUAAAGCUUUAAUACAACUAUUGCAUAAUAGAUAUAGUUACAGAUGAUCUAUUUGAAUGUGUACAAAGACCAAUGAAUGUUUAGGGUGUUUGUUUGUUCAAUGAACCUGGUCAAUAAAAUCUAUGUAAAAUAACCAUGGAAAACUAUGUCAUUACUAGUUAACCCUUUCCUCCAUGGAUUUUUUUUCUCUCACAUACUUGAUUCGCAUAGGAUUUUUUCAAUAAAAAAAAAAUCAUCAGGUUUUAAGUAUUAAUGCAUUGUGAAUAAAAAGAAUAUUUCAUCAAUGAAAUUCCAGUCAGAUGUUCUCAUUAUGCGUCAUUAUGGAGGAAAGGGUUGAUGUCAAUUCAGAAAUAGUUGCAUCCAUUAAUUUAUUCAUUGUGAUAUUUUAUGAAAGAGAAAAGUAUAAGAUAACAAGUUGCUUUUUCCUUGAAAUCUUACAGAGAUAAGUAUGGGAUAUCUGAUUGUUGGAUACUCUCUAAUUUGCAUAAUUCCCAUUAAUACACACAUUACAGUAAUUUCAUUAUUUGCAGCAUACAAAAUUUGGAAACAACCAAUUUUACCAUUUUGUUUUAUAAUUGCUAAAACAACACUUGUGUUCACUGGAGGAAAAAACAACCUUAAGAUUUAACAUGCUUGCUACACAUUCAAUUGAAUUAGAUGUAAGUGUAUAUUGUACUUAAUACAUAUUUAUAUGCGAGAAUCUUUAAAUGUGAUGAGAUAUUUGUUUGAAAGUGUUUAAAUGUUAGACAAAAUAAUAUCCUGAUAAGUUUUAUAUAUAAUUUUUUUUUUGGUAGAAAAAAUAAUUUAUCCUUUCUCUUUAAAAAAAAAGAGAAUUAUAAUUUUAAGAGUUUCAAGAAAUGAAAUCCUGUUAUUUGAUAACAAUGAAAAAUGCUUUAUGUCUUAAAUUCACAUUUGUUCCUCAGAGGAGAAGGAAAAUAAGAAAUUUUUUAAUUGUGUUACUUUUGAUCAAAGGGAAAUAACUGCAGAUUAUUUUAUAUUAAGAAAAAUAUGAUUUAUAAAGUAACAUAUUCUUAACAUGGAAUGGAUAAUUUUUACAAGUUAUAAUAAAGUAGAUUCUUAUCUUUUGUUUAUUUUUGAGGGCUAAAUGUAGAAAAUGUUGAAUUACUCCAGGUCAUGUUUCAGAAAUGGGAUUUAUCGUUUUGUUUUCCUUUUGUUCAUAUUUAUUUUGUUCAAAACAAAACAAAUUUUCUGUGCGAGCUUUUUGUUUAAUUUAUAUGUAGGUAGAGAAGAAAUGUGAUAAUUUAUUUUCUCUUGAGUACAUACAUUGUAUUAGAUAUUAAGUGUUUCAAAGAAAAUUUAUUUUUUGUCUGGGUUAAAUUGAUUUAGUUUACUACUGUGGUUUCUUUGUAGGCCAUAUGUCAUAUCAUGCACUGUCUAUUCAAAGUUUAUUAAGAUUAUUUGUCUUGUUCCAAAGAUUGACGAUUUUAAUUUAGAAUGUUUAACGUGAGCUUUAAUAUGAUGUUUUCUUUAA